AUGUGCCUCCGUGGCACGGUCUCCCACUUCAACCGGGCCAUCCUCGCCCUCUUCGCCCUCUUCUUCGUCAUCAACGCCGCGCAGGCCACCCUCUUCUUCUGCGAGGACAGCCAGUAUGACCCGUCGCAGCCCGCCUUCUCCAACGUCCUCGCCUUCUACUCGGAGCGCUCGACCUACAAGGAGUUCAGGGACUACUUCGUGCAGAUCACCCAGAACGUCGAUCUGGGCAACACCACCGUCGAGGCCGGCGUCAUCGAGCAGCUCAAGACCAAGCUCACCCAGAAGGGCUUCGACAACACCAAGCUGAGCUUCACCAUCACCCGCUCGAACGGCGACAUCACCAUGGACACCAUCCUGGGCGUCAACCCCGUCAUCGACAACCACGGCGGCCGCUACUCGCUCGGCAAGCCCAUGCUCUGCCGCGACUUCGAGACCCUCGUGUUCGACUACACCUACGUCACCCGCACCGGCCUCCAGUACCGCUUCUGGGCCCAGGCCGUCCAGACCUCCGUGCAGAAGCAGUUCUUCUCCUUCAGGUGGAACAUCCCCGUCGCCUAA
Acanthamoeba castellanii str. Neff is the source of this 558-nucleotide messenger RNA. RefSeq lists its product as uncharacterized. The coding region runs from base 1 to 558 and encodes 185 amino acids. The transcript has 2 exons. NCBI's taxonomy places the organism in Eukaryota, Discosea, Longamoebia, Acanthamoebidae. The record is from RefSeq and is a predicted model, not a curated record.